UGCGACUGCGACUGCGACUGCGCGGGGCAUCAUGCUGGCAGCUGGGCGCUGCUGUCCUGAAGCGCUAGGGCUGCGGCGCCUUUGGAGGCGGCCAGGGCUGGGGACUCAUUCAUUUCUGCGCCCCGUCAGGCCGCAGUCUUUUGAGGAAGCCGGGUCACUGUGUUACGAGUCCUCGCCUAGAGACGUACGGGAUGCAGAGCCCGAACUCGAGGCGGCCCGAAGGGAAGCCUCGGGAUCGGCGUCGUCCCCCGCUCUCCCUUUCCGCGGCCGGGACGUUGGGGUCGGAUGUCCUUCGUCGCUGGAAAACCUCGGGCUGCGGACGCCGCGGGAGGUGUCCUCUCCUGGAGAUCGCGGGGACUCGGGCGGAGAGCAGAACCAGCCCGAUGCCCUGCACUGGGACGCCGGGUUUCCCUCGCUGCCCGCCCUGGCCCGGGCCGCGGGCGAGGCCGGAGAGCCUUACGUCUCCCCUUCCUGCCCAGCCUCUAGAGAAGGACCCUUUCGUGCUGGGGAGCUGAUUUUAGCUGAGACUGGGAAGAGAGAAAAUCACUUUAAAAAGUUAUUUAGGUUGAGCAACGUCGGACACCUAAACAGUACGUGGGGGUCAGUCCCAUUCAGCAAGAUCGUAGGAAAGUUCCCCGGCCAGAUACUGACGAGUUCCCUUGGUAAGCGUUUUAUGCUGCGGAGGCCAGCGUUGGAAGACUACGUGUUACUGAUGAAAAGAGGGCCCGCCAUAACAUACCCAAAGGAUGUGAAUAUGGUACUCAUGAUGAUGGAUAUCAACCCAGGUGAUACUGUUUUAGAAGCUGGAUCCGGCUCUGGUGGAAUGAGUUUAUUUUUAUCCAAAGCAGUUGGAUCUCAAGGACGGGUCAUAAGUUUUGAAAUACGGAAAGACCAUCAUGAUGUGGCUAAGAAGAAUUACAAACACUGGCGUGAUUCAUGGAAAUUAAGUCAUGCAGAAGAAUGGCCGGACAAUGUAAAUUUUAUUCACAAGGAUAUUUCAGGAGCAGCUGAAGACAUCAAAUCCUUAAUAUUUGAUGCGGUAGCUUUGGAUAUGUUAAAUCCUCAAGUGGCACUGCCUGCUUUAUACCCAUGUCUUAAACAGGGUGGUAUAUGUGUUGUGUAUAUGGCAAACAUCACACAGGUUAUUGAACUUUUAGAUGGAAUUCGCAUCUGUGAACUUGCUCUCUCAUGUGAAAAGAUAAGCGAGGUCAUUGUCAGAGACUGGUUGGUUUGCCGUGCAAAAGACAAAAAUGGAAUUUUACCUAGGAAAGUAGAACCUAAAAUCAACACAGAUUUACAAUUACAUUCUGAAAAGGAAAUUGAAGAUGAAGUUGAGGUGUUUCAAGAGGAUAACCAUGUAGAAGAAUCACAAUCUGAUUUCCCAUAUGGAUCCUUUCCCUAUAUUGCAAGACCUAUCCGCUGGCAAAGUGGUCAUACAGCUUUCCUCGUCAAGUUGAGGAAAGUCAAACCACCAUUUAACUGAGUAUCUCAAAUGACAGCAGUGGACUUGAAGAUGAAAAAGUAUCAAACU
Molecule: messenger RNA, 1531 nt
Organism: Chinchilla lanigera (long-tailed chinchilla)
Lineage: Eukaryota; Metazoa; Chordata; Mammalia; Rodentia; Chinchillidae
Gene: Trmt61b
Product: tRNA methyltransferase 61B
Exons: 7
Coding region: 32-1483 (483 amino acids)
Biological process (GO): tRNA methylation
Cellular component (GO): tRNA (m1A) methyltransferase complex
Source: RefSeq, a predicted model, not a curated record